AUGAGGCUCACCGCGGAGCUCAUCCGCGACUCCCUCUCCUACCUCAACCCACUGAAGGAGCGAGAGCUCGAUCUCCGAGGCCACCGAAUCCCCGCGAUUGAGAACCUCGGCGUCGCAGGUCCGCACGAUGCGAUCGACCUGACCGAUAACGACAUCCAAGUCCUAGGCAACUUCCCGCUUUCGCCACGCAUCACGACGCUCCUUCUCGCGCGCAACCGAGUCGCUGCGAUUCAGCCUACGCUUGCGGCAUCGACGCCCAACUUGACGAACCUGGUGCUCUCCUCGAACGCGGUUGCGGAGCUGGCAGACCUCGAUCCGCUGGGCAGGCUGGGCCGGUUGACGCACCUGGUGCUCGAGGACAACCCCGUGACGAAGAAGGAGAACUACCGCUACUGGGUCGUCUGGCGAUGUCCCGCCGUUCGCUUCCUGGACUACACAAAGGUGAAGGAGGCGGAGCGCGAGAGGGGGCGAGAGCUGUUCGGUACAGAUGAGGAGCCCACAGCGCUUGCGCAGCAGAUUAUGGGUCAAAAGUCCAAGGGCGCGGCAUUGGCGGCCAAUGGCUCCGCACAGGCACCGUCCAGAUUAUCGAGGAUAAAGCUCACAGACGACGAGAAGAAGCGGUUGCGAGAGCGGAUCAAGAACGCGACAAGCUUGCAGGAGAUCAAUGCGCUGGAGAAGGAACUGAACGAGGGCAGGCUACCAUCGGGGCUCCAGGGAGAUCCGAUGGAGGAGUAG
This is a messenger RNA of Emericellopsis atlantica, 735 nucleotides long. RefSeq names its product leucine-rich repeat-domain-containing protein. The transcript is spliced from 5 exons. Gene Ontology annotation, cellular component: U2 snRNP. Gene Ontology annotation, molecular function: protein binding; U2 snRNA binding. Gene Ontology annotation, biological process: mRNA splicing, via spliceosome. Bases 1 to 735 code for a protein of 244 amino acids. The record is from RefSeq and is a predicted model, not a curated record. NCBI's taxonomy places the organism in Eukaryota, Fungi, Ascomycota, Sordariomycetes, Hypocreales, Bionectriaceae.